AUAUCGAUUAUUAAAGAAUGAAGCACCAUGCAAAAACAAACAUUUUCUUCAUUGAUAAUUUCUAUGGUCUUCGUUUUCGGAAUUAAUAAUUAUCCACGUGCUGAUUGAACGAUCUUGCAGAGAAAUUGACCAGGAUGCAGACACAAAAGGACACAAACCUCUCUUGAGGCGUUUCCACAACUAGAAGAUCUCUAGUUCAGUUCAGAACAUGUAAAAUGAAAUGAGAACCAUGUCGAAAGUUGGAUGCUUCACUUUGUUUGCUUUUUUAGUGGCAUUUCAUGUCGAUUGCCGUUCUCUUCGACCUAGUUUGUCUGAUGGGGUUGAUGCUGUUCAACCCCACGAGUCUUAUCUGCAACUCAUUGAACAAAAGGUUCAACCUUCUUCUGAUGGGCAUUACUGUAAGCAAAUGUACGGGUUCUUGCCGUGUUCCAGUAACAUUCUUGGCCAUCUUUUCCUUAUUUUAGUUUAUGAGUACUUGUUGUUCCAUGGAGAGUCGUAUUUGGCUGCUGGAGGUGAGCAAAUCUUCAAGAUUCUUGGCCCUGGUGUUUUUGGUGCUAGUGCCUUUGAUAUUCUUGGGGCAGUUCCCGAGUCCUUAAUUCUUGUUGUUACAGGACUUUCCAGUGACAAGGAGAUUGCACAAGAGUAUGCUUCCACUGGUGUUGGUUUGUUGGCGGGAUCAUCCAUCUUACUUCUAACAGUAGUGUGGGGAACAUGUGUUAUCAUUGGCAAACAAAAGUUGAUAAAUGAUUCUAACUUUGAUGGUUCACAUUCAUCAAGGAGAGGAAUAACAAAAUCACUAACUGGUUAUGGUAUCACUAUGGAUGUAGAUACUAGACAGAUGGCAAUAAUCAUGGUUUUCUCAGUUAUACCACUUGUCAUAAUGCAGAUUCCCCAUUUGUUCCACUUCUCUUCUGCAGCAAGCAAUGUGACCUUGAUGGUUGCUCUUAUAGUAGCUGUUACAUUUCUUAUCUCAUACUUCAUUUACCAGGUCUUUAAACCUCAGAUUGAGAAAACUAGACUGGAGUAUAUUAAGCAUGAUGACUUAAUAUUAAGAAUUUUUCAACGUGUUGAGCAACAAACUCUGCAAAAGAUUCUGGCUGAGGAUGGAACUCCCAAUGUGUCUGCAAUAAGUGGGUUGUAUCAUGAAAUUAGCCAGCACGGGGGCAAGGACUUGUUAGCUUCUGAAGUUAAAGAACUGUUCUUUGGGAACAAAUUGACUGACACAAAUAUCAAAGAAGAACAGAUAGCAGACUUGUUAAAAGUUUUUGAUAGAAAUGGUGACCAAAUUAUAACCAAGGAAGAGUUUGUCACUGGUUUAACAGAAUACAUUAACCAAACAAAGCAUGCCUUGGAUAGACAAUACCUUCCAAAACAAUCUUUGAACAAAAUGUAUCAGACUUUUAUAAAGCCAUGGAUUGAACACGUGAGAAAGGAACGUGAGUUGAAGGAACAUCUUAUAUCUGAAGUCUUAAAGCAUGCUCAGAAUUAUAUGGUUGGCAGGCUGCAGAAUGAUGAUGGUACACCUGACAAAACUGCAAUCAGAAGGCUGUUUGAGGAAAUUGAUGUCAACAGGGAUAACCACAUUUCAAGAUCUGAACUGGAAAAAGUAGUAAAGGACAUCCACUUUAACAAGUUUGUAGAUGCUGAGGAGGCAGUUGCAAAACUUGCACAAGAUCUUGAUGUCAACCGAGAUGAUGAAAUUAGUGAGACCGAGUUUAUUGAAGGUUUUGCAAAAUGGAUGAACUCAAAUUCCAGCCAAGCUGCUAAAUCAAAAUCUUCAUCUCAGGGAAAUCAUCAAACCUGGGAAGAUGUUGAAAAGGUAAUGGAAGAGAAUCCAACCAAUGGCGCUUCUGCAUGGUUGACGGCUAUUGGAUAUGUGGUGUUGGGGGUUACUAUGCUGGCUCUUCUUGCAGAACCUUUAAUAGCUAGUGUUCAACAAUUCUCUGAAGAAGCAGGAAUUUCAUCGUUUUUCAUCUCAUUCAUUUUAGUCCCCCUGGCUACAAAUUUUAGAGAAGCAACCUCAGCAAUCAAAGAAGCUAGCCAUAAGAAGAGCAGCAAUACUUCUCAGACAAUAUACGAGAUUUAUGGAGCAGUGUUCAUGAACAACAUUCUGGGCUUUGUGGUGAUCUCUAUUCUCAUAUACAGUCGUGAGAUAACUUGGCAAUUCUCAGCUGAUGUACUUGUUGUGGCAAUAGUUUGUGCAGUAAUGGGCCUCGCUGCUACUUUUCGCCUCACUUUUCCUCUUUGGACAUCCUUCCCUGCAUACUUCAUGUACCUCAUAGCAUUGCUGUUGGUCUUUCUUCUCAAAGAUGUUCUCAAUUAUGUUUAGUGAUUCUUUCGGAGAAAACAUGUGGAUGGAAUGGAUAAUGUUGAACAUUGUGUGGCAUUCGUGAUUGAUAGAUAUUUAUCCAAAAGAGAAAUAAUAUUAA
Vigna radiata var. radiata (mung bean) is the source of this 2429-nucleotide messenger RNA. Its product is annotated as sodium/calcium exchanger NCL. The record is from RefSeq and is a predicted model, not a curated record. Gene Ontology annotation, molecular function: calcium:proton antiporter activity; calcium ion binding. The transcript is spliced from 9 exons. Gene Ontology annotation, cellular component: membrane. Gene Ontology annotation, biological process: calcium ion transmembrane transport; intracellular calcium ion homeostasis. The coding region runs from base 221 to 2329 and encodes 702 amino acids. NCBI's taxonomy places the organism in Eukaryota, Viridiplantae, Streptophyta, Magnoliopsida, Fabales, Fabaceae.